Messenger RNA from Lactuca virosa, 774 nucleotides. Lineage: Eukaryota; Viridiplantae; Streptophyta; Magnoliopsida; Asterales; Asteraceae. The record is from the annotation of a GenBank genome assembly.
AUGGCGGAGGAUCGGAGACGCCAUGAACAACCUACUAACUCCGGUAGAAGGAGCUUGAAGAGGAAGCUGGAGGACGAAUUAAUCGUAGAUCAUAAGUUUUCUUUUACAGACGCCGUUUCUCAACAAGAUCUAUUAUAUGAAAUUCAUGCUCAGGUUGAAGUACUCGAUUCUACUUUCUCAUCGAGUGAAGCAGAUCGUGCCCUAGUCAAAUGCUCACUUCACGCCCUCUCCGAGUUCGCAAAGAACGCUGGUGCUGUUCCAGCCCUAGUACGGCAUCUUCAAGCGCCACAGUCACCAAAAGAGGUUGUUACUGGCACAAUACCGUAUGAACAUGAGGUGGAAAAAGGAAGUGCUUUUACUCUCGGACUUAUUGCAAUUAAGCCUGAGCAUCAACAAUGCAUAGUGGAUGCUGGAGCCUUACCUCGUCUGGUUGGUCUUCUUAAGAGACACCUGGAUGGCCAAAGUUCUCGAGCGCUGAAUGGUGCCAUAAGGAAAGCAGCUGAUGCAAUCACCAACCUUGCUCAUGAAAAUUGCAGCAUCAAGACCCUUGUUAGGGUUGAAGGUGGCAUUCCUCCACUUGUUGAAUUGUUAGAAUCCAGUGAUGCUAAAGUGCAAAGAGUUGCAGCGGGGGCCUUGCGUACACUAGCUUUCAAAAAUGAUGAAAACAAAAACCAGAUAGUGGAAUGUAAUGCUCUGCCCACCCUUGUUCUAAUGCUUCAUUCAGAAGAUGCUGCUAUACACUAUGAAGCUGUUAGUUUAUGUACCAUUUCUUAA